This is a messenger RNA of Salmo salar (Atlantic salmon), 2700 nucleotides long. RefSeq names its product reticulon-4 receptor. NCBI's taxonomy places the organism in Eukaryota, Metazoa, Chordata, Actinopteri, Salmoniformes, Salmonidae. Gene Ontology annotation, molecular function: protein binding; ganglioside GM1 binding; ganglioside GT1b binding. Gene Ontology annotation, biological process: positive regulation of Rho protein signal transduction. The record is from RefSeq and is a predicted model, not a curated record. Gene Ontology annotation, cellular component: external side of plasma membrane; plasma membrane.
CAGUGCGGCCAAUAUCCAAACACAUAUAGAUGUACUUCCGAAUACAGCCAGUUUGAAAUCAGACAGGAUGUGUACAUCGGUAGCCUGUCCAUGGAUUCCUUUCUGAUUUUUUCUGUCUCUUUUAGACUUUCCCAAUUUUGGAACUUAGUGCUCUUUGUGUGUUUUUUUGUUGAUUGUUUGUGCGUCCUAUUGGGGUGUUCUAGGCUCUGCGCUCCAGUAGCCUACGUUGUGUGUUGGUUGAGUUUGGAUACUAUACACUUCUUGUCUCGCGCCCACUGGCCCAAAUGACUGUGCGCCGUUCCAGCCGGAGACGUUGUUCUCCAGUCGGCUUCAGCAGGAAAACCUCCGGCUAAAGUUUGAAUGUAACGGUGACUGGGAGGUCCGUGACAACACCUUGCCCUGGAUUUGCAAUUAUCUAUCGAUUGCAACUAAAGAGCGGAUAUACAGUCUCCGCAAACAGGCUGCAUCUGUUGGAUUUAUUCAACUACUGGAUUUAUUCUAAAAUCAUGAAGACCAGUCUUGUUGAGGGGGGGCGACUCCUGUUCCUGGUUGUAUGGUUAAACCUGGUGCCUCGAGGAGUGGAUGGCUGCCCGGCCAAAUGUGUGUGUUACAGCGAGCCACGGCCCACCGUGGCCUGCCAGCAGCAGGGACUGUUCUCCAUCCCUACCGAGAUCCCUGUGCGGAGCCAGCGGAUAUUCCUCCAGAGCAACAAGCUGACUGUGGUCCGCUCCACCAGCUUCAGCUCCGUGCACAACCUUACCGUCCUCUGGAUGUACUCCAACAAUAUCAGCCACAUUGAGGCUGGGGCCUUCUACGGUCUGGAGCGGCUAGAGGAGCUGGACAUUGGGGACAACAGUAACCUGAGGAUCAUCAGCCCCACAGCCUUCAGGGGUCUGUCCAAGCUUCACACCCUCCACCUGCACAGGUGUGGCCUGUCGGAGUUACCUGUCGGAGCGUUCCAGGGACUGUUCUCCCUGCAGUACCUCUACCUGCAGGACAAUAACCUGCUGGCCCUGCACGACGACACCUUCCUGGACCUGGCCAACCUCACCUAUCUGUUCCUGCACAACAACAAGAUCAAGACCGUGUCGGACCACAUGCUGCGCGGCCUCAUCAACCUUGACCGCCUGCUGCUGCACCAGAACCGGGUCAUCUACGUCCAGCCGAGGGCAUUCAGCGACCUGGGGAAGCUGACCACGCUGUUCCUGUUCUACAACAACCUUACCGUGCUGACCGGGGAGACCAUGGACCCGCUGGUGUCCCUGCAGUACCUGCGUCUCAAUGGGAACCAGUGGGUGUGUGACUGUCGGGCCAGUACCCUGUGGGACUGGUUCAAACGCUUCAAGGGCUCCAGCUCUGAGCUCGAAUGUAACGUCCCCCUGGAAUUGUUCGGGAAGGACCUGAAACGGCUGAAGAGUAACGACCUGGAAGGGUGUGUGGAGACACCCCAGAUCCAGACACAGCUCUUCAGCUCCAAGCCGCGUUCCGGAAAAUUCCCCUCCACUGAAAAUCCUCUGGGAGACGGAAUUCCUAGAUGUUGUCUUCCAGACAACGAUAAGUCCUCUAUCAUCUCCGGGAAAACGAUCGCUGACCCCUCAUCUUACAACAGCCGUCAGAUCACCAAUAACCCCCUCAAGGAGAAGGAGAACAUAUCCAAGACCAAAUUCAGAGAGCAUGAGCGAACGAAAAACGAGACAAUCCGGAAUAAGCAGAGUCUCAACGACGGGCCUCUGGGGACCCUGUCCAACAACCUUGACCAGUCAUUGGUUCAAAUUGAAGACCUGGAACGUUCUACAGCCCCAACCAGGAAGAAAAAGAAGUGCACUAAAAAGCCAAAAUCUGAUGCCCAGUGUCUCAAAGGCCAUGGAUCUACAAUGCAGGUGGCGAGUUCCCUCUUCAUGUCCAUAAUCUGGAUCUGGUUCUCGUUGGCCAUGUCUUAGGACCUUAGGGGCUGGCUGGGAAUCACAUGCUAAAUAUACAUUGCUGGGACUCACAGAUUGUUAUUAAUGCUCAUGACAAUAAUACAGAAUCUUUCUGCAGUGACCUCUGACCUCCAAUAAUAGCCUAGAGACUGAUAACCAGAAGGUCAGGUUUGGACACAUUACCAGGGUAACAAGGACUAAGUCCUUGAAGUUAAACUACAAAAGAAGUUAAAAUACAAUUUAACAAAAUGGAUGCCUUUACAGAACACAUCAUAUCUAAUGUAUAUAAUAAAUCGGUGCCCAAAUUGUUUGUUCUGUAUGUACUUUACUGUACCGUGUCUAAGCUACACCACUUUGGAGACUCUCCUUAUUCCUAUUUCCCUCUCAAAAAGCUUUUACUGCAACAACAGUGACUGCUGAGACAGACCACUGAAAAAAUAGGAAAAAACAUGAAUUCCAAGGGCCGGCUGAACGCACACAAAGAACGUUUAUUAAAAAAUUGAUUUUCAUCCCCUCCCCCCAUUAUUUAUAAAAAAAGUGAUGCAUUUGUUGGGUACUGUUAUGUUUUUUAUGUUUAUACGUAUUUCAGUAAAGGCAAAUGUUUAUUGUUCCCCAGUUUGAGUUCUGUUUUCAUCACAGUAUGGAUACAGGUAGCAUUGGCUAAUAGAAGGCUGGCUAAAUGUUUUACAGAGAUUGCAAUGGAAUCAUAGAUAUGCAUUUUAUUUUACUUGUGUACAAGUAUGAAUAUAUUAUGAAUAAAAGGUCUCCUUUCAUAUAA